AUGCAGGCUCCGGCGGGUGGGAGCGGCGGGCGGGCGGGGCCGUGCGGUCCGCUCAUUGGCGCAGCUCCGGCGGGCGGUGCCGCGCGCGGGGGCAAGCGCGGCUCGCAGUCGCCACCGCCCGGCACUCCAGCUCCUCACAACGCACGUAGCCUUCGCGCCGUACGGUCUUGCGACACGUUACCCGACGCGCACCGCCGCGAGUCCAUGUGA
Messenger RNA from Parnassius apollo (apollo), 210 nucleotides. NCBI's taxonomy places the organism in Eukaryota, Metazoa, Arthropoda, Insecta, Lepidoptera, Papilionidae. The record is from the annotation of a GenBank genome assembly.